ACGUAAAUCUUCAUUGACAUGACUUGUCACGUGACUGACUCGGCUUCCAGGACAAUAUAUCGUCACUCCCCUGCUACGAGUAAAGACACACCGCUCAAAGUAUGCAGAACAAUAAUCUGAUAAUCUCAUCAGCAUGUACUACAACUCUGGAUCUGCGGUGCGGUGUAUCGGGCACUAGAAUUAUCUCAUCUUGGCCAUGUCCGACGGCGAUGGUCACGGCGAUCCGUUAACCGAAGCUGGCCACCCGAUAAAUGAUUCCCUCGACCAACAUUCUCAGCUCGACUCGACAGUCACAGCCAGAUAUGCGUCCCACGCGAUGGAUACCGAACCCCAUCAGGGUUAUUCACAAAUGGAUAACGAUGAACAUGAUCACAAUCAUGACACCUUUUUCGAUGGGUCCGCGAUGAUUCACGCCGCCUUUGCUGCUCAGGCUAUCGAGCUAGCAGAGAGGGAACGGCAAGAGGCCGAUCACUAUGAGCCGCAAGCUGGCAGUAUUCAAGGCGUGGGCGAGGAAGUGCUCGGAUAUGGGACAUACUCGUACGGUCGAGCUGGACAGGCGGAUGCUGUGGUGACCGGGUCACUGCCGCUGCGUCAAGAGGAUUCAUACCGAACUUCCAAGAAGAGAAAGCUCACAUCUGGCCGAGCCAAGAAGACGAAAAGCAAAGGGAAAGCGACAGACGAGCAUACCGGUGGCAGUCUGAUAUUCACGGGAGAUGCGGCUCUGGGAUUGGACGUCUGGCCGAUGGAAGAUAGCGAUCAAGCGCAGCUUGAAGCUUCGCCGCACGGCAUCGCUUCCAAGCGUCAGUCUCCCGCUGAUAUAGCGACCAAGAAACGACUACACAUUACAGCCGAACAAAAACGCCGAGCCGCAAUCAAAUCGGGAUACGAAGCUUUGUACCGUGUCAUUCCGGCUCUCCGCGAUGCCGAUUUGAAGGAGGGCAAAGGCAGAGGUGGUAGCGGGCCGGGAGGUGGUGGGUCCCGUACCAUUAGGAACGACGAGCAUAAUGGACAGACGUCCGCACAGACCACUGAGUCACGGACAGCUUCUUCACGCCGUGGUGGUCAAUCGAAAGGCAGCAGUCUUAGUCCUGGAGGCAUCGGGGACGGCAACGACGACCGCAAAGCUAAUAGAUCCUAUCCACAUCACCAACAAUACGACGACCAAGGAAGACCGAUACGCCCCGGUGUUCGAUCAAUAUUCCCUCUUGUCAGACAGCCAGGGAGCGAAGUGACAGACGGGAGACAGGGGCCGCGCAGCGAGAGCGUGGUGCUUCAGCAAACUGUCCUGUAUCUGCGCCGCGAACAAGUGGAUCGAUUGGAUCUGAUGCAGCGCUUGCGAGGUCUACGUCGAUUUGCAAAGCGGACACUUCCUCUUGAACAACACGAACAGCUGGGCCUCAAUCCGCGUCGGGCAGGGGUGGACCAGUUACAUUCCGAAUCGACUAACGGGAGAAUCGAGAGCGAUACUACCCAGUUCUCGAGCGGUUUUGCGCUCACAUCGGAUUAUGGCAGUCGCGAAUUCGUACCGGAUAGCGAGAAGCACGGCGAGCGAAGCGAGGUGCCGACGCAGUCCGAUGUGUCAAAUCGAGCGCGGAGUAUACCAUAUCCCACGACGCUCGAAGCCGCAUUGGUCGACGAUCAACGAUCGCCGAGGCGAGCGGGACUGACACUCCAUGUGAACUUGGAAGAUGCCCCGCACCACAUUGAAGAGCGCGCAGAUCGAGACUCUUACCCGCCCCCCCUCGAAGCACAGGCACAUAGCGACAAUCCAUCUGUUCCGGACGUGUCGGAGAUAAAAAACGUCAUGAUAGAUUGGGAAGGCGAAUGGACUGGCGGGGCUUUUGUAGAAGGAGACGACCUGGAGGCAUAA
This is a messenger RNA of Filobasidium floriforme, 1870 nucleotides long. RefSeq lists its product as uncharacterized. The transcript has 2 exons. Gene Ontology annotation, biological process: regulation of transcription by RNA polymerase II. Gene Ontology annotation, molecular function: DNA-binding transcription factor activity, RNA polymerase II-specific; RNA polymerase II cis-regulatory region sequence-specific DNA binding; protein dimerization activity. NCBI's taxonomy places the organism in Eukaryota, Fungi, Basidiomycota, Tremellomycetes, Filobasidiales, Filobasidiaceae. The coding region runs from base 197 to 1870 and encodes 557 amino acids. The record is from RefSeq and is a predicted model, not a curated record.